CUGCGCGCGGCUAGAAGUCAUUCAUGGUGGGAGGUGGUGCGAUUGUAUGGGAACUUGCUGCGCGAAACACUCGCUUCGUCCAAGUCAGUAGUUUAAAUCUGCUAUAAAGAGUUUGAAGGCUAUUUUACGAGAAGACAUGAAAACGGGAGGAUAUCACGCUUUAUUACUUGUGAUAUGUGCAAAUUUGAUCUCAGUUACUCCUUUGGAAGAACAAAUAUCCGAUUCUGCGUUUGAUAAUUUUCUUGAGCUAAUACCGAAGUCACGCCAGGAGCCCAGUGAGUCCCUCAGCUCCAGGUUUUCUCUGCGGAAACCGUCUGAUCCCGAUGACGAUGUUUGUUACAUCAUCACUGGAGACCCCGAGUCCCUCAAGGAGUGCGGCUUCAACACAACUUCUAAGACCUUUCUGGUGAUCCAUGGAUGGACGGUGAGUGGGCUGUUUGAGGGCUGGGUUGGCAGAUUGGUGGCCGCUCUCUAUGAGAGGGAGCCCAGCGCAAAUGUAAUUGUAGUUGAUUGGUUAAGCACAGCCCAGAACCAUUACAUAGUUGCUGCUCAGAAUACAAAGAUGGUGGGACAAAGUAUUGCGAAUUUCAUAAACUGGAUGGAGAAAACAACACAUUUGUCCCUCGAUCACCUCCACCUCAUUGGCUACAGUCUCGGUGCCCAUGUUGCUGGGUUUGCUGGAAAUCAUGUGUCCAGUAAAAUUGGGAGGAUCACUGGUCUCGACCCCGCUGGCCCCGACUUUGAAGGGGCGCUUGCUCACCAGCGCCUGUCCCCGGACGAUGCCCAUUUCGUCGACGUGCUCCACACUUUUAACCGUGGUUCUCUCGGUCUGAGCAUCGGCACCCAGCAUCCAGUGGGCCACAUGGAUUUUUACCCCAAUGGGGGCAGCUUUCAGCCAGGGUGCAACUUGCGGGGAGCCCUGGAAAAGAUCGCAAAAUUUGGCAUAUUUGCUAUUAAUGAUGCAGUGAAGUGUGAGCAUGAAAGGUCUGUGCACUUGUUCAUCGAUUCACUGCUGAACAAGCAGGAAGUUAGCCUGGCCUACCGCUGCGGCAGCCCGGACAUGUUCGAGCGCGGCGUCUGCCUCUCCUGCCGCAAGAGCCGCUGCAGCACUAUGGGCUACGACGUGGGCGGUACCCGCCAGGCGCGCAGUGCUGCGAUGUUCACCAAAACACGGGCCUCCAUGCCCUUCAGAGUCUAUCACUACCAGUUGAAAAUUCACUUCUCCAGUAAUCUGAAUUGCUCUGGAGUGGAGCCAGUAUUGACGGCUUCCCUCCAUGGAGCCAAUGGAGAUGCCAAGGACCUUCACCUGAACAUACAUGAGAAGAUUGAGGCCAACUACACCCACUCGUUCUUGCUGGUGACCGAGAAGGACAUUGGAGAAUUGCUGAUGAUUAAGCUUAAGUGGGAGAGUCGCAGCAAGCGGACGACUUCCUUUAUGCUAAAGAUGGUGUCUUCUUGGUGGCCAGGAGAUUCCACUCUCAGCUCCAACAUGGAAAUCCACAAGAUCCGCGUCAAAGCCGGCGAGACACAGAAAAGGAUGGUAUUUUGCCUAAAAACUCCUGAAACGCCUGGGGUAUCACAAGAGCUCACAUUUAUUAAAUGUAAGGAAAGCUGGAAAUUCCACUCAAAAAGGCGUGGCCUAAGGAGACAGUGAUGAUUAGAUCUGCCUGUCUUCACUGGACCAAAUACCUCCUGCAAAAGCACUUGGAAAGCCAUCCAUUUGGAUGUAACUAAUUUAUUCUUAUUUGUCGCGAGAAUAUUAAAUAUAUAAAUACAUGACGAAUAUAUGGAUAUAUCCCAGCAUGUUCUAAUUUACUGGUUUGUGGCUAACAAGCGACCAUCAUAGGAAGACUGGAUGAGUUUAGCUGUUUUGUAACAGUGUAAUUUUGACUUAUCAUUAUUAGGCAACUGUUCUUUUUUUCUUACUUAAGCAACAUUGACACAAUAUCUGUGUGUUCAGAGUUCAGCUGUUGGCAGAAAAAUUGUUGUGUAAGUUACAAAAUAUGAGGCACGUGCGGAUCGAUGCUGCUGGAGAGACGCACGCCGCUGAGGUGAUGUUCUGAAGGCACUGCGCUCUGCAGAGUAACGCCUGGGCGCGGCGCAGUCUGGCAGCAUGCUGUGUACUGUGCAAAGAGGAACGGCGGCGUGUGAGCAUGCAUGUGGGUCUCUGCUCGCUCCCUGGAUGCAGCACUCCUCAGCGUGCUGCCACCUCUGUCUGCGGUAUGGUGCUGCAUUCUGGUGCAGGUGUUGGUGUGGAAAGUGGUGACUGUCACUUGUAGAGAUAUAGGGAAUAAUUUCUGCAUGUUAAACUAGACAUUCGUUUCCAGAGAGUUACUAUUAAAUAAAUUUGAUAUGAAAAACAUGAAAAACCGAAAUUAACGUAAUGUGGUGUUGGGAAGUGUUUAUAAUUGUUGUAUUUUUUGGUUAUACAUAGAUUCUGCAUACAUCAGUAUCAUGGGGGCGAAAUGAGGUCUGUGACGUAGCAAUGCUGCAAAUUCAGUGGCGGGAAAAGAGUUACUUUUGAUGCAUGUCUCUAUACAGUAAUUUUUAUGCACAACGGACACAUACAAUGUUGAGCAGAUGAAGAUUAAACUGUGUUUGUCCAGAUCAGAGGAGAUCACACAUUAGUGAAGAACCUGGUAAAUAUUAAUACCAUGUAUUAGCAUUUGUGGGGGUACGACUUACUGUUUGCAUUGAGAGCUGUAAUUGAGCUAAAAAUGGAUUAAUAACUGUAAUAAUCUUGAUGUAUAGAAUUUAAGAAUUUGCUGCUGGUGAACCUAUAUAUGGUCAUGUAAAGUAUAUAAAAAUAUAUUUAAUUUUUAAAAAAAUUUUAAUCUUAAAAAAAACUAUUUAAGAUUAAACUGUUUUUUCUAGGUAAAAUGUGCAUAGGAUAUGGUAAAAUGCAGUCUUUCACCAUGGUACUUGCCCCUGACUUGUGUUCUCGUAACUCUGAAUGUCAGGCCGUCAGUAGAGAAAAGCAUAUCUGUUGUUCCUGCUAAUAAAUAUCUGCCCUUCAUCCA
Molecule: messenger RNA, 3020 nt
Organism: Brienomyrus brachyistius
Lineage: Eukaryota; Metazoa; Chordata; Actinopteri; Osteoglossiformes; Mormyridae
Gene: lpl2a
Product: lipoprotein lipase
Exons: 10
Coding region: 137-1654 (505 amino acids)
Biological process (GO): lipid metabolic process
Molecular function (GO): lipoprotein lipase activity; apolipoprotein binding
Source: RefSeq, a predicted model, not a curated record